AUGUCCAUUCCUGUUUUUAGUACAUCUUCUGAUUAUAUCCCAGCUGCUUUGAAAAAGGUCCCAUCCAUUCUCGAAAAGUUUACUAAAGUCUAUAAUGUUAAACCAGACUUUGUUGCUAGAUCUCCUGGUAGAGUUAAUUUAAUUGGUGAACAUAUCGAUUAUUGCGAUUUCUCCGUCCUACCAUUGGCUAUUGAUGUCGAUAUGAUUUUAGGUAUUAAAGUUUUAAGCAAUGAAUCUUCCAUUACCUUAACUAACGAUGAUGAAAGAUUCGCUCAAAGAAAAUUCGACAUGCCAUUAGAUGGUUCUUAUGUUGAGAUUGAUGCUUCUGUGUCAGAUUGGUCUAACUACUUCAAAUGUGGUUUACAUGUCGCACAUGAAUACUUAAAAGAAAAGGUUCCAGAAAAGUAUGCCAACAGUCCAUUAACUGGUUUACAGGUAUUUUGCCAAGGUAAUGUUCCAACUGGUAGUGGUUUAUCAUCAUCAGCUGCUUUUAUUUGUGCUGUAGCCUUAGCUGUCGUUAGAGCUAACCUAGGUAAGGACUACCACAUGUCAAAACAAGAUUUAAUGAAAAUUACUGUUGUCGCAGAACAUUAUGUAGGCGUGAACAAUGGUGGUAUGGAUCAAGCUGCAUCUGUCUGUGGUGAAGAAAACCAUGCUUUAUACGUUGAAUUCAAGCCAGAAUUGAAAGCUACUUCAUUCAAGUUCCCAAAGAUGAAAAACAAUGCUGUUGAAUUCGUUAUUGCUAAUACUUUAGUUGUGUCUAACAAAUUCGAGACUGCUCCAACGAAUUACAACUUGAGAGUCGUAGAAGUAACUGUUGCUGCAAAUGUGUUAGCUGCCAAGUACGGCGUCUCUUUAAACUCCAAACAAGGUGAUGGUUUAAGCAAGGGUAAUUUAAGAGAUUUCAUGAAUGCUUACUACGCAACCUACCAAAACAUCACCACUCCAUGGAAUGGUGAUGUCGAUUCCGGUAUCGAACGUUUGAGUAAGAUGAUUGAUUUAGUUGAUGAAUGUUUUGGUUCAAAGAAGAACGGUUACACUGUUGACGAAGCUGCUGGUGCUUUGAACACUUCCAAAGAAGAGUUUACAUCUACUUAUCUAACUACUUUCCCAGUUAGAUUCCAAGUUUUAAAGUUAUACCAAAGAGCUAGACAUGUUUACUCCGAAUCAUUAAGAGUUUUAAAAGCUUUGAAGUUAAUGACAUCUGGCUCUUUUGAAUCCGAUGAAGAUUUCUUCAAGAGUUUUGGUUCCUUAAUGAACAGCUCUCAAGAAUCUUGUGACAAAUUAUACGAGUGUUCCUGUCCAGAAACUGACAAAAUUUGUGAGAUUGCUUUAGCUAAUGGUUCUUACGGUUCUCGUUUAACUGGUGCUGGUUGGGGUGGUUGUACCGUCCAUUUAGUUCCAGCUGGUGAAUCAGUUGAAAAUGUCAAGAAAGCUUUGAUUGAACAAUACUACAAGGUUCAAUUUCCAUCUAUUACUGCUGCUGAGAUUGAUGAAGCCAUAAUUGUUUCUAAACCAACUAUUGGUUCAUGUCUUUACGAACUAUAA
Tetrapisispora phaffii CBS 4417 is the source of this 1548-nucleotide messenger RNA. RefSeq lists its product as uncharacterized. Gene Ontology annotation, cellular component: cytoplasm; cytosol. The record is from RefSeq and is a predicted model, not a curated record. The transcript has a single exon. NCBI's taxonomy places the organism in Eukaryota, Fungi, Ascomycota, Saccharomycetes, Saccharomycetales, Saccharomycetaceae. Gene Ontology annotation, molecular function: ATP binding; galactokinase activity. Gene Ontology annotation, biological process: galactose metabolic process; carbohydrate phosphorylation. Bases 1 to 1548 code for a protein of 515 amino acids.